AUGGCCGAUGAGGACAAGAACGGAGGGUCAGGAGCUUGGUCAAGAGUUCCUACCUGGGAUGGCAACCCUCAGGGCUGGAGAGCCUUCAUGAGGGAGAUGCAAUGGUGGAUGUCAGCCCUCGACCUUGAGGGAACGAAGAAAUACAACCUGGCUGCACGAUGGUUGUUGAGGCAGAGCGGCAUUGUCCGCCAACGUGGCGAAGAAUUCUCGCCUGCUGACUUGGAGUAUCAGCGAGAGAUCACCGCCACUGACCCGGUGACUGGGGAAGUCGUUGUCAUUACGCCUGAGGAUCCUUUGGCUGGCUUGCACAAGUUGUUGCGUGCAUUGGAGGGCAUCAAUGGCAAGACGGUCCUUGAUAAGCGUGGUGACCUUCGCAAUGCCUUCUACUUGGAGCUCCGUCGACGACCAGGUGAAAGGUUGGCAGAGUUCUGCACGAGGUUCAGGUCGGCAGUUGCUGAUUUGAAGGCAGAGGGCGUGGUUUUGCCUUCCUCGGAGCUCGGCUGGUUUUUGAAGCAGAAGCUUGGAUUGGACGCGAUUCGAGUUCAGUUGCUUGAGACGGCAUUGCAAGGUAAGGAGUCGUAUGAGGAGACGGAGCUGGAGGUCCUUCGACUUUUCCGAGACCUUCAUGCGGCUGAUCCGCUUGUGAGAAAGGGUCCUCCGUCCGAUGGUCACCGUAACCCCAUCUUGAACAAGUUCAUGUCCCAGCAACACCACCAGCAGUACAGGAAUCCCUCGUCGAAGAGUUCGUAUGCCCCCUCAACAGCUCCUUCAGGUUCAUCGUUUGGUUCGAGCCGCAUGAGCACUUCGUAUCGGUCGGACAGGCCUUUCCCUCGAAAGCCACAGCAGCGUCAAGCUUUUGCUGCUGAGGUUGAAGAAGAAGAACCUCAUGAGGAGACUCAUGAGGAUGAACCGGAUGAGCAAUACUCCCUGGAGGAGGUCUUGCAGGCUGAGGCUGAGAUUCUGGCCACGGAGUUGGAGGAAGCCGUUGAUGACGGCAUUGGUCCUGACAUCAUUCAAGAUGUCGAAGAGACCGUAGAAUCGGCAGCGGAGGCUCUGUUGACUAUGAGGGAGGCUCGGUCAAAGUUGGCUGAGGUUCGAAAAGAUAGAGGCUAUGGCAAGGCCUCGACAGGCAAGAUGGCCAACAAGAAGAGCAAGCUUCCUUGUUUUGAUUGCAACCAACUCGGCCACUGGGCCGGAGAUCCUGAGUGCAAGAACCCCGGCGCUGGCCUUGGACGUAAGAGUCCCAAGAAGCAUCCGAAGUCGGUGAAGGUUGUCGAGACCAUGAACACCGAGCAUGUUGUUGCUGACCCCGCACUUUUGCCAGCCGUCGAUGGAAAUGAAGCCCUUGCAGUGUCGUGUGUUUCCCGAAACUUGAAGUUGAGCGAUGUUUUUCAUGCCCCCAACUCCAAGGAGGUUCAUGCCGUGCACACUGGCCUUACUGCAGACAAGCGUCUUGUGGGUGCUUUGGACAGUGCUUGCAACCGGACGGUCACGGGUUCAGAGUGGCUUCACAGUUUUCUUCGUUGUUUGGAGCAUGCGCCCCAAGCUGUUCGAGAUCUGGUGCAGUCGUCCCCUGAACAUGAGGUGUUUCGUUUUGGAGAUGGUGGAACUCAAGUUAGCUCAACCAGGUGGCGAAUCCCCGUCAUGCUGGGCGACACCGUCCUUUGCGUAUGGGUUUCUGAAGUACCUGUUCCAAGCUUAGGUCUUCUUCUGGGCCGGGAUUUCCUCGAAUCGGUGGGGGCCAACAUGUCCUUUGCCAACCGGGUGAUCCAGUUUGAGUACUUGAAGUGCCAUGCCCUUCCUUUGAAGCAACUUGCGGCAGGCCACUACAUGCUGCGCCUGCUGCCGUCGCAUUGGGCAGGUCUGGGCACCCAGAAGUGGAGGAGAUUGGGCAUUGAUGGAGUUGUUGAACUUCAGAUGUCAAUGCAGGAAUGGUUGAAAGUCAAGCUUGUGGACAAGAAGCACGCCUCGCUGCAAGACAAGCUUGGCACUUAUGGGGGCAAGACCCAGGAAGAGAAUGGCAUCGUCCCAAAGGGUACCUUUCAGAAGGCCGAGCUGUGGCAAGCAUGGACAGUCAGCAACAUGAGCGAUUGCAUUUGGCUUCGCAAUCGCAUGGGCAUUCGCUACGCGUUCCUGGAGGACCCCAUUCUGAUGGGCAUGCUGGCUGCGAAGAGUGCAAAGGGCCUGACGGCUCGUGUGAAAAAGGAGUCUAUUGCGGAGGCCGUGGAGAAAGCGCAUCAGUCCCAGAUGCAAGGCACUGCGGACCAAGAGGCUCGUGCUAUGAUUGGUCCCAGAGGUGGCCUUCCAACCCUUCGCUCAGAUCUUCUUCGUUUGGCAGCGUUGCUUCAUGUGCAUAUUGGAGAGAAGGACACCGUGCCGGUGAUCAAGGAGAAGCUGAAGCCUAUGGUGGAAGCGCUCAAGGGCCGCACUCCGGCUGCCGACAGCCGAGCUUCGUCCUCAACGGCACAGCCACCACCUGUGCGUCUUACGAGCGCACCAGUGCAGAAGCCCGCGGCGAAACCGCCACCGAGGGCCAUUCAGUCCUUCACACCACAGCCUUGCGAGGUGCUUCAUCAGACUCGAUCCAUGGCCGCCCUGGAACAGCUUCUGAAGCAGGUCAGCGCCGCCGUGGAGCAGAUCAAGGACCAGCCCUACAGCAUGCAGACUCAAGGAACGAUGCCUCAGCAGCACUCUCUCGAGCAGGCUUCCGACGUCUCCAUGAACGACUUGGACGCAGAGGCUCAACGCCAGCUGAUGGAGGACGCCGCCCUGAGCAUGGAAGCCGUCUACGAGGAGAAGCUGGAGGCCCAGUAUGGCGAAUGGGGCAUGCUGGAGCUGACGCCGGAGCAGAAGGAGCGGGCUUGGGAGAAACAUCGUCGUGAUCAGCUCUCGCGUUUUGGAGUUGAGACCGCCAAGAUCAACCAAGCUCUCCAGACUGAAUUUGAGAAUGAGAUGAACUCCUUUGUGAAUGAUGAGGUCUUUGUGCAUGCGAUUGACUUCACUACAUGCUUGAAGCCGUCUUCAAGUGUUUCGCAGAGCACUUCUUCCUUGAGGGCCUCUACAUCUCAAAGUUCGUCUUCCGCGCCACCCUUUGUCUCUGAGGUGUACACGAACACCCAACGAGUGAUGCGGGAGGCAGCACGUCGUGGUCACAGAGUGGGCACGCCAAUGAGUUUGGAGACUGGUUGGAACUUUCUGGACGCUGAUCACCGUGAAGCAGCCAAAAGGCUUGUGAGAAAGGAGAAGCCUUACUUUUUGAUGAUUGCAUUUCCGUGUGGGCCUUUCGGUCCGUUGUUGAGGCUGAACUCUUCCGUGAACCUGGAGGAGAUCUUGGAGAAGGGCCGCAUUUUGAUGCGAUUUGCUUUGGAGUUGGCAGCCAUUCAACAUGAAGCUGGUCGGCACUACAUCCUGGAGAACCCUCAACCAAGUGCCGCUUGGAAAGAACCUGACAUGGUGAAGUUCUUGGACGAGUUUGAAGCCAAGGUUGCAAACCUUCACCAAUGCCAAUUUGGACUUCGCAGUCUUCGUGGUGGGCUUCACAGGAAAGCGACUCGUGUGGCAUCUUCGAGCUUUCCGGUGGUUGCUUUGCUGGAUGGGCGCGUGUGCGAUCGCUCCCAUGGUCAUGACCCGGUCAUUGGCGGCCGUGUGGUGACGGAACGGGCUGGGCACUAUCCUGGACCUUUGGCACGCGCCUUUGUGGUUGGGAUGGAGCGGCAGUUCAACAGCGAAGUGGAGGAUGGCACGAAGACUCCGAAUGCAAAGAUUCCGGCUAGUGUGCGAGCUGCUAUUGCUCGACUUCAUGACAACACAGGACAUCGCAGCAACAGGCGAUUGGCUCGUGCCUUGGCGAUCUCUGGAGCACCGGCAGCUGCCAUUCAGGCUGCCAAGGAACACAAGUGCUCGAUUUGUGCAGAGCGUGCUCCGCCCAAGUCACAACGUGUUGGUUCUUUGCCCCAGCCUCGUGAUGUUUCCGACCAGGUGCACAUUGAUUUGUUGGAAGCUGAGGAUUGCAAGGGCACCAAAUACUACAUCAUCCAUGCGACCGACUUCUGCACUCGCUUCCAGAUGAGUGAGCUUUUGGAGAGAAAGACUGCAGGAGCGGUGGUGAAUUUUUUGAAGACUCGAUGGUGGCCAAUUUUUGGACCUAUGCGGACCUUGGUGGCUGAUCAAGGCCGAGAGUUCAUUUUGUGGGAGCUUCAAGAUUUUUGUUCCCGCCACUCAGUGCGUGCCGAGAUGGCACGGAGUCGAAACAGCACGAUUGCAGAUGUUCCUGAACCAGGCUCCAUCGUCUACUUCUUCCGCUUCCAGAAGUAUAACAACAAGAACACUGGCAGCAAGCGUCGCUUAGCUCUUCGCAAGUGGCAUGGACCAGGUCUGUUGGUGGCUGUUGAACAAGGUUCUGAAGGUAACACUGGGGCGAACGCCUACAUCUCCUUCAAGGGCCAGUUGACAAAGUGCAGCUUGGAGCAUGUGAGAAGGGCGAGUCCUAUGGAGCAAAUUGUUGCAGGUGAUUGGGAAGAAGCGAUUCGUGAGGCAGUGGCUAGCGCCUUGCAUGACAUGACUCGUAGUGGACUACCUGCUCGACCUCAAGAAGUACAUGAUCAACCAAUCCCAGAGGAAUCGGAGUGGCCUCCUGUUCCCAUUAGCGAGAGCGAGAGUCCAAGCACGGAGAGUCCAGAUGGUGAGCCACUUCCAGCUCAUCCUGCCUUUCCCACCGUUGGUGAGACGCCACCGGUGAAACCACGUGAACGUCAACCUUCCAGUGACUUGCCUCCUGUACAUCCUCGUGAGAUGGUGAAUGCGUUGCAGUCAGGAACUGAGGCGAGUGUUUCGCGACUUCCCUCCCAUUCUGGAGUGAUGGCUUCGAGGUUGACGACCCCUAUGACCAGGCAGAAUACACCUAUGGCAGCUCCACCCUUGUUUGCAGGUGCUUCUUCUAGUUCAGCUGGCGUGCUGGGUGCGCAGAUUGAGCGUGCACGACUGUUGGAGAAACGCCCUGCGGAGAUGGAGACGGAAGAGCUUCGAUCCCUGGCUUCUUCACAAGCAGCCUUUGAACGACCUGUUGGACAACCUGGUUGUGAACCUGAGCUGCAUGACACGUUGGUGGUGAGCAAGGAAGAUGUGAUGUCAGUGCUUGAGCAGGGUGACAAAGUACAUCCUCUCAUCAAGCUCUACUGUGAAGCUUGCGUUGACAGGGCAAACCCUCUUGAUGCUCAAGUACACGACCACGGCACCUGGGAUGGAAGAUGGGGUUUGCCAUCUCGCAGUGAGUUUCUAGCUCGCAAGAAACUUGGUUUGAUGUGGCCUUGCGGUGCUGAUGAACUUCAUGAGGCCAAUGCAGUCCAGGCUGCUCGAAAAGAGUACUAUUGGCGUGCCAUGACGCCUGACCAGAAAGCUGCCUUGCGUGUCGCUGCUGAAGCAGGUUGGUCUGUUUGGGAGACAAACGAGGCGGUCGAGGUCCUGGACGACAAGACUUCUCAGCGCAUCCGCGCUGACCUGAAGGCCAAGAAGGAAGACUGCAAGAUUCUGACUCCCAGGUGCUCAUUGGCCCUUGGGGCUCCACCUCCUCGCGCAAUCCACCACCACGAGCUCCUCGCGCGGUCUGCGACGCAGCACGCGCGGUCCGCGCCCGGUCUGCGACGCAGUGACCUGGGCCACGGCGCAGAGCUGCUGUGUGGCGGGAAGCCAGUGGCACCGAGCUGUCGCGACUCCAUGGAGCAGCUUCGCUGGAACUUCGCUGCGACCAACUUCCAGGUGGCCAUCAGUGCAUGCGAUGCUGCCGGGGCGGCAGACUUGGCACGGCAGCUGCUGAGGCGUUGGCCGUGUUGGAGCUUGGAAGGCUUCAAUAGUGCGGUGAGUGCUCAGAGGGGCAUCUACUGGCAGCAGGCCUUGGAGUUGCUGGACCGGGCUGAAGAGCUACAGUUACAGCUGGAUUUGAUCACCUACAGCGCUGCCAUCAGCGCAUGCCAGCGCCACUGGCACUGUGGGUUGGAGCUUCUGGGCCGCCUGCAACGUGAAGGGCUAACGGCAAACGCGGUGGUGUGGACUACGUGUUUGCGUGCAUGUGUCUUGGGUGAGCAAUGGCAGGCUGCCCUGGAUCUGUUCGAGCAGAUGCAGAGCCAGAAGCAGCUGACCUUGUUGGCGUUCUGCGACCUUUUCUCAGCGCUGGCCGAGCGUUCCUCUGUUCUGGCCGCCACGAGGAUCGGUGACUUGGGGAGGCAACAGCAAUGGCCCAGGGCGCUGGAGCUCUUCCGCGAGACAUGUCAAGAGGAUUGGAGCAACACCAUCAGCUGCAACGCAGUCAUCAAUGCUUUGGCCAAGAGCUCUCAAUGGCAACGCGCCCUGUCCUUUCUGCAGCGGACGCUGCAGCCGGACGUCGUCAGCUACAGUACCGUGAUGAGUGCCAUGGAGCGGGCGAGUGAAUGGCUGAUUGCGUUUCAAUGCCUCUCGGAGAUGGAACGACAGGAGGUGCAGCCGAACACGAUCAGUUACAACGCGGCAUUGAGCGCAUGUGAGAAGUCCCAGGAGUGGUCCUGGGCCCUGCUGCUGAUGGUGUCCAUGGGAACCGUCGGGAUCCAGGCAGACGUCGUGACGGUGAGCGCGACGUUGAGCGCCCUGGAGAAGGGCAGCCGGUGGAGAGGAGCUCAUCGGCUAUUAGGAGCGAUGCCUUUGCAGGCGUUGCAGCCGGACGUCAUUUGCCAGAACGCGGCCAUUCGCUCCAGCACGGGCCACCUCGUUUGGUCCAGCGCCUGCGACCUGCUCCGGGCGUUGACCAGGGCAUCGCUGCAGCCGAGCAGGAACAGCUUCAAUGCGGUCAUCUCUGCAUGCGCUUCAGGCGAUGAGUGGCAGCUGAGCCUUUGCUUGCUGGAAGAGAUGAGAACUUCGGUCGUUGCUGAUGCUGUGAGCUUCAGCGCUGCGAUGGCAGCCCUGGAAGCGCAGAGUCUGUGGCACGUGGCACUGGCACUGCUCGCUGCGGCCCGGAGUGGUCACGGCGGCCGCAUGCGCGGCCGCACGAGGGAAGAGCUGAAGACGUUGGAUGCGGUUUGCUUCAACAGCGCGGUGCAGGUGUGUGCUGCGGCCAGACGCUGGGCCGAAGCACUCGAACUCUUCGGGGACUUGUCGCAACUGUUUGGGCCAACGAAGCUGGCCUUGGAUGCCUGCCUGGAUGCUUGUUUGGAGGUCUGGCCACAGGCCUUCCACCUCCUCGCGACCGCGACGAGUUCCUCGACGAGUUCGUGUGACCCGCAUUCACACGUCUCGCGUCACCUGCGGCUAGAGCUCCAGCCCCAGGACGAGGUGAGCUACGGUCUUCUGUUCAACGCGCUCGAGACGAGCGGAGCUUGGGAGGCAGCAAUCCAAGCUUUGCAUGAUCUCACGCGCGAGCAAGUGCGUCCGAACGCCAUCAUGUUUGGCCGCUGCAUGAGCUGUGGAGGACACCUCACGCCCAAGCACUGGCUGAACGAGAUGAUCCGGCAGGGUGUUGAGCUCCAUUGCUUCGCCUAUACUGCCUGCAUCAAGUCGGCGUCUACUUGGGCAGAAGCCAUCCUGCUCUACGAAGAUCUUCUGGAAAGAGACUUGAAACCUGACUUGGUGAUCUUCAGCAGCCUGGUGGAAGCGUGCGAGAGGGCUGGCGGGCCUGGUGCGCCUGGCAGGCAGAGCCCUCGCGAGCCGCACUGGGACCCAGGCUGGGCAGCACAGUUGGAGGAGCAGAUGGUUUGUGACCUUGCUGAGCUUUCACUGACGGAGCGAUCAAGGAGCAGAUGGUGA
This is a messenger RNA of Durusdinium trenchii, 7767 nucleotides long. The record is from the annotation of a GenBank genome assembly. Lineage: Eukaryota; Dinophyceae; Suessiales; Symbiodiniaceae.